GGGGAGAAUUCUCGCGCGCCUCUCCUCGAUUGGCUAGCGUCGCGCGCCGUGCGCCUUCCGAUUGGCUGGAGUAUUUUUACUUACCCGCCCCCGGGUAGGACAUUUCUCCCCCCCCCUCCUCGUGUAUUUUGCCGACUGUUUGGUCCCUUGGUGGAUUAGACUCGGCCGGCUGGCCAUUAAACUUUUAAAGUUUUCGUUCUCCGAUUGGCCCAGCUCUCCCCUCCGUCAUGCGGCUCGCCUGCCCAUUGGCCAAGGUGAUCGUGGAGUGGAUAACCUCGUAAAACCGAAGGAAUCCCCCCUCCCCAAUCCCGACUCGCGUGGCUGAAGCAGCGGCCGCGGAGGGGGGCGGGGCGGAGCGCGGCGGAGGCUUUUAAGGCUUGUUGAGGCGGGGGCCGCCCGCUGCUUUGGCUGGCCAUGCUUGUAGCUCAGGGACUCACCUGCCACCGCCAGGGUCCUGAAGGGCCGCUGGCCCCGGACGCCGUGCAAGAGGAGCCUGGAUGCAUAGGGAAGGUGGCCUUGGAGACGCGCUACCGCCUGGGAGCGUUGAUCGGGAGCGGCGGGUUCGGCACGGUCUACGCGGGGACGCGGCUCAGCGACUCCCUCCCGGUGGCUGUUAAAUAUGUUGCCAAGGAUCGAAUCUUGCAGUUCCACCAUAUGAAUGGCACCCUCAUCCCUCUGGAAGUCCAUCUGCUGAAGAAAGUAUCGUCCCCAGGUUGCCGAGGUGUUGUCCGUCUUCUGGAUUGGUUUGAGCAGCCUGAUUCGUACUUCAUUGUUAUGGAGCGACCCCUUGUUUCUCAGGACCUGUUUGACGUUAUCACAGACCAUGGGCCCCUCCCAGAAAAUGUGGCUGCUGGUUACUUCCAGCAAGUGGUGGAGGCAGUGCACCAUUGCCAUCUGUGUGGUGUGUUGCAUCGAGACAUAAAAGACGAAAACAUCUUGGUAGACCUUCUGCACGGUGACUUAAAGCUCAUAGACUUUGGCUCAGGUGCAUUGCUGCGGGAUACUCCAUACACAGAUUUUGAUGGCACGCGGGUAUACAGUCCCCCUGAGUGGAUAAAAUACCACCACUAUCAUGGUGUGCCUGCCACAGUGUGGUCCCUGGGUGUGCUGCUAUACGAUAUGGUAUGUGGGGACAUCCCUUUUGAACGUGAUGAGGAGAUCCUGCUUGGGAAACUCCACUAUCACUGUAGGAUAUCCUCAGAUUGCCGCCACUUGAUUGAAUGGUGCCUCUCGUUAACACCAGAGAAGCGACCUUCCUUGGAGCAGAUCCUGGCUCAUCCUUGGAUCCUCACCUUCUUGGAGCCAAGCGGGCGCAAAGUGCAGCAACCAACCACCCACAAAGGUGGUACUAGCCUCCGGACAGAAUAGAGCAAAAGCAACAUGGCUUCUCCUGCACCAAAGGACUAAUCUAAUCACUGUUUCUUAUUCCUGCUGAGUAGCUGAGCGGGAAAUUGCCAGGGGGGGGCAAUUUCUGAAAUCCCAAUGGCGUGGCAGUAAUCCUGCCCAACUGACUAGACAAUGGGGCUGUCACAUGGCCCUUACACAAGACAACAGAGACCAAGGGGUAAUGUUUUGUUUACACAAGGACUCUGCCUGGCCCUGUCCGCUGGCAAGGGGGCAGAGACUGGCACCAGGCAAGCAGUUUCAAGGCUUUUUCUUAUAUGAUUUGUUCGACUCAGGACACCCCCCCCCCUCCUUGGGGCAGCAGGAUCGACUUUAUUUUUAUGUAACGUAGAUAUAUGCCUAUGUCUCUGCAGGUCGCAACUUAUUUAUUUAGCAUGAUAUUCCAUUGGGGGAGCCUCAUUUUUAUGCUGAUGCUAAGCGUUUACCUGCUAUCAUUUUGAGUGUUAAAAUUUUUUUUUUCCUCCGGUACAGCCCCAAACUGACUUGAUAACCUCUCCCUACUUUACCCCAUGUAUCCAUUCCUAUUCAGCCAUUCCAGGUCUGAAGCCAAGUUCUAGAGCUCGACUUCUCCACUAUUGCCCUAAUUUAUAUGGGGAAGGAAAUAAAAAGUAAAGACCUAAUCUCAUUCAAAAGUGUACAAAAGUUCAUCCAUAAAUAAGGGCAAGGUCGCGGGUAGGUGGGUGUUAAUUGAACCCCUGAGAAAAACCUGGCUCCGAUCCUCUUCUCUUCUUACAAGAACCUCAAAUUUUGUUCACAUUCAAGCCAAGCUUUCAUUCCAAAGAAAACCUUUUCCAAAGAUGCCGGCAGAAUCGUGCAGUUCUAAUAGUUUUUAAGAAUCCUGAGUUUCUUGUUUGAAGUUCCUGAUAGGAUUCUUGCCUCUUCUCAUAGAUCUUUAAUCUCAGAGACUUUGGAUAUGAAUGUGAAUGGUCCAGGUUGUUCCUCAUUCCAUCUCUUCAGUUUUAGGCAUCCCAUGUGGUAGCUUGCAAGUGCUACUGAGAUUUUGGUUAAUGUAGGGAAAGUCUGGUGCCCUGGAUGUUUUCUUAGCUUUGGCAAAUAUCUUUUCAUCUUGAUUUUUCUGGGCCUCCGUUCUCCCGCCCAUCCCCUUUCUUUUUCGUUUGCCUUAGAAACUGAGGGGUCAAAAGGGGACUUGUGUUUGCCCUUAAUCAUAUUAAUAAAUUAGGCCAAAGUACUCUUACUAUUUGAGUAAGAACUUGUGUUUUGAAAAAAGAGCAGCAAGAGCCUUUUUUUCUAGAAAACUUUGGGUUUUCUCAGUGAUUCCCCAUCUUUUAUAUGGAGGUCAAAGCCUUUUCUUAGCCAAAUCUAUUUCACUAUUUGUUCUGAAUUCUGGUCUUUCUACUUAGUGAGGAGGGGAGGACACUGAAUCCCCAAGCAGUUAAGACUGACAGUAGAUAUUUGAGGUGAAGAUUCAAGUUGAUUUUCAUGCAGAUUUAUUAGUCAUGGUCAUCUAAACAGGACUCAAACUUUGGCCAGCCUUGAUCAUCAGUCAAAAGAGUGCUUGCCACAAACUUGCUUAUCCUGAAUGAAGCAGGUGAGAUGAUGUGCCUGUAUGAUAUCCUAAUGUUGAAAAUCCAAACUUACUAAAAACAUGAAUAUUUUGCUCUAGCUCUCAUCUGGGAAGGUAAACAAGACUCCAUUUUUAAUCCAAAUCUUAAAAGAUAUCUGGAAAACAGAGGUUUAAUUGCUGAGUGUCUCCGAGGUUCAUAGAGACCUUAAAAUAGACUCUCUGCUUCUGUAGAUCAUGGAGAGAGAAAACAAAAGUCUCCCCUGGAUCUUUUCCUGACCAUGCUAAAAUAUGAGCUUGUGGUUCCCUGUAUCUGCACAAAGCUGAGCAGUCUUAAAUUUCUGUUUCUUUAACACAAAUAUUGUGCCUCUUAAUAACUAAAUGGGAGCUGGAUCAGAGUGAUAACACAAGAAACUGGAGAUCCAUUCUGGGAUAUUGCCAGCAACAGUUUCUAAACCUGCUGCCGCUAGCAAUUAUUACUAAAGAAUAUUUAUAUGCCAGUUCAGGUUGUUACUUUAUAUUUGUGGACUUGUGUGUUUUGUUACUACUGCCUCUCAUGUACAUUUAUGCAAGCACAUAAGAUAGUGCCUCGCCCUUUUGGGCCCCAGUAUCUACAAAGCCCGAUCUGGGUUUAAAUAAACUUUUAUAAGAAAAAAGA
Messenger RNA from Crotalus tigris (Tiger rattlesnake), 3584 nucleotides. RefSeq names its product serine/threonine-protein kinase pim-1-like. The record is from RefSeq and is a predicted model, not a curated record. Gene Ontology annotation, molecular function: protein serine/threonine kinase activity; ATP binding. The transcript is spliced from 6 exons. Bases 415 to 1368 code for a protein of 317 amino acids. Gene Ontology annotation, biological process: regulation of mitotic cell cycle; protein autophosphorylation; negative regulation of apoptotic process. NCBI's taxonomy places the organism in Eukaryota, Metazoa, Chordata, Lepidosauria, Squamata, Viperidae. Gene Ontology annotation, cellular component: cytoplasm.